UCAUGCACCGCGGUAGCAUACAACAUACGAACAGAGCCAUCUUGUCACGGAGUCAGUGAGGCAAUAGUGCUGCCCUUGUCGUUGUAUCCUCGUUAUUCUAAAACUGUGACGCUCUGGGCCUUUUUUUUUCCUUUCCUUCGCUCGACCGUAAAUGCGUUUAUGGUAAGUGAGCGGUGAAGCGCGUGGACAGUGCGUGGGGGAGUGCUUUGGAGAAGAUGUCUCGCUUACUAGUUCCGACGUAGGGGGGAGUGUGCGGCAGCCAGUUGGCUUGACUCGAUAGCUUUUUGCGAGGGCUGCGGGGCCCUCCUCAGCCCUCGAGUAGUUCCCUCUCGUAGCGGCGGAGCACACUCGACAGCGGCACCGACUCGGGGAGACGAGCAGGCAAGGCAAGGACGGCGCCCCCGGACUUUGAGGCAACUCCGUCCGGCAUUUGGACGUCGUCUGCGGGGUGAUCGCAUCCGGAGACGUGAAAGGGAUGGCGCAGAUUCACCUCAGUUACUUUUAAUCCUAAAAUAUGACCUAGUCUGCCGCUCAGUAACUCUUGGAUCAAUUUUGACACCCAGAAAACCACAAAACCACCUGAUGGACAGGACGUAAAUUGGCCUGCAGAGUAAUUGUCAGCCUCUCCUUUUCUGGUGGAGCAGGAUCUCGACACACUCGAGGUGAGGAAUCAGCCUGGAACUAUGUCGAAAAUGCCGGCCAAGAAGAAGAGCUGUUUCCAGAUCACAAGUGUCACUCAGGCCCAGGUGGCUGCUAUUGGGGCAGCGGACGACACAGAGAGCCUUGAGGACCCGGAUGAGCCCCGUGCCGAGGAUGUGUCGUCAGAGAUGUACGGUGUGUCCCGGACUGAGUAUGAGACGGCGUGUGACAGGACUUCAUCCGAAGAAGUGUUGAAUAACGUCGGCGAGGCAGAAGCGACCGGAGUUGUGGCGCCGUCGCAUUUACCUCACUUCUCUGUGCUGUCAGUCAAUCCCUUGGGGGAGUUCCGGAAAACACUGGUGCCCGGUACGGCUCUUGGCGCACAGCAACAGGCUGCCCCGACGUCCAGUCCUGGGCCUGUCAUUGUCUCCGUAAAUGUCUCCCAUCCCGCUACAGUGCCCAGUCCGGGUCCUCCUGCUGCCCCCGCUGCCUCCACAGUGACCUGUACUUCCCGUUUCAGGGUCAUCAAACUUGACCACGGUACUGGAGAACCCUUCCGAAGAGGCCGGUGGAUGUGUACAGAGUUUUAUGAGAAAGAGUCAGAUGGUUCUGCAGUGAAUCGGACUGUUGAUGGCAUGAGGAGGGACGCCAGCGCACUGUCCGAGGCUGCUGCAGACAGAGACAGUGGGCUUGGGCAGACCGGCGGCUCUGUAAUUGCCCCGAUAACACACACAAGCCAGGCCUCCGGUGCUUCACCAGAUGUCGUCCGCUUGCAUCCAGCCGAGACGUCCGCGCAUCAGAACUUCAUCACCCGGCAACAUGCUGUCAGCGGGUCUGGCCCGCAGAUUGCACUAACCAGUAGCAAGUCCACAUCUGUCCCAGUCCAGCCUGCAGUGGCGAGUCUCCAACCCGCCGCAUCCCAGAACAUUGGAAACGGAUUGCCUCACAUGCAGAGGCCCCCCAUCUUGCCUGCAUCAGCCCAGACGCAACCUUACCAACUCUCUGUGGGACAUCACCAGACUGAGUUCUAUCAACAGCAGUCUGGACUCACUGCCGGCCAGUCACUGUCGGUGUCCGGCCAGUCCGCAGGGCCACAGACAGUGGGACAAGCAACCUCUCCUGCUAUGCCCCAGGGGUCUACAGGAAUUUCUACUCCCAGUCAUUUUGGGGACGUCGCUGGCGGCGGAAAAGUUAUCCCCGGACAGACAGCUCAGAGCCAGACCAUUGAAAUGGGAAGCGUCGCGGGCUCCGCAUUGGGCGGGGGAUCUCCUCACGGUCAGUAUGCCACCACCGGACAGUCCAAACCCCACGGCGACCACCCCGCAUCUUCUAGUGUACAAAAUGUGCCUGUCACUGCAGCGAGCUCCGGACUGACCCCUGCUGUGCCAACUGCUGUGCCCAGUGCCUCCACCGCAGCCGUGCCAACGGUGACAGCAGCUAGUUUGACUUCAGGUCAGAUGAGUCAAGGCAAAACUGCAGGGGCCUUGGCGGGGCACAGCCUCCUUACAACCGGAUUUGGACAGUUUGAGGGGGGCGGCGUAAGGAAAUCCGACGGGGUUGUAAAUGCACAGUCGUUUGGGAAGGAUCUGGUGAAGCCCCUCAUGCCCGAGAGCCUACAGCUCGCCGCCCCAACUGUCAAUAGCCUGUUUGGAAUCCACAUACCUGUCGACGGGGAUGAGGAGAGGAACCCCUCCAAGGCUUUCUACCAGGCCUUCCAGUCUGGCACCAGAUUAAGGGACUCAAAGGCCCACAGUGAUAGUGCCUCUGGAACAAAUAUUGUUGCCAUUGAUAAUAAAAUUGAACAGGCCAUGGACCUGGUGAAAAGCCAUCUGAUGUACGCUGUGCGGGAGGAGGUGGAGGUCUUAAAGGAGCAGAUCAAAGAGCUCUUCGAGAGGAACUCUGUGCUGGAGCGGGAGAAUGCCGUGUUGAAGUCUCUGGCCAACAGCGAGCAGCUCUCGCAGCUUCCCGCCCAGUCUGGGGGUGCUUCGACCGGCCCCGCACCGACGGCACCGCCGCCUCAGUCUCAGCCCUCGCUGCCCCCACAGCAGCCGGCGGCCGGGCUUCCGUCUCAAACGCAGCAACAGCAACAGCAGCAGCAGCAACACCCGAAGGCCCCGCAGACUCAUCCUCAGCUCGACGCAAGCCAACAGCAACCCAACGUCACCUCAGCUUGACAAAACGUGCUACGGGUGUAAACAAACCCAAGAGACAUUACCAUUACGGUCAACCCCCGGCUAUUCACGUGGGAUCGGGACGGAGCCCUGUGGCCAAUUGCGAUGCCAACCCAAAACUUUAAUCCAACUCAUCGUUGCCCUUAAAAUAAAAUGGCUUCCGGAUGAUUGGAUUUAUACAAAUUGCACCGGAAGUAAUGAAGAUAACUUCAUUUUACAGCACCUCUAAAAAAGAAAAAAAUAAGUGUUUACAAAGUGCUUUAACAAAAACCAGAGACCAUCCAUGAAACAGAACGAUACCCACAAUCACAAGCAUAAAGGUGUACUAGAAACAGUAUCGAGAUGAGACCUUUUUUUUUUUUAGCUCAGGCAAGCCUUUCCGCUAACAACCCUGGCAAAACGUAGCUCCUUCCUGACCUUCGAAUUCAAUUCACUUCAACCUACCCGACUCAAAUAUUGGGCUUGAACAAGGAACGGAACAGCCAAAUUCACAACAGGUGUUUGAAGCCAUAUUUUCAGGGAUAUCCACUUCUGUGCCUUUCAGUGCCUCUUUGUUUCUCUGUUUGCAACUUGCUGGUAACAUUGUAAGCUCGGAAGCCAUUUGCCUUUGAGGGGAGUGCCCGCUGAGCUUGGAGUGCCACUGGAAGAGUCACAGAAAGACACAGAAGUGGAGGAGAAGGUCAUGUGAAGUCACCAAUAAAGGUCAGAGUGCGUGUUAGGCUUCAUCUCAUCUUCCCCCGCCACGCCAAUUGCCCCAAACCUUUUGUGAGCGAUGCGCUCCCUUGACACCAAACCCAACUUUCCUAUCGGCCGUGUCUUUGGCACCUUCUUGGGGCAGAAUGGAAUGAGCACUAAAUUACAACGAGAUCUGCGGAAUGGUGAGGGUUUACGAACGUCUAUAUGAAUUCUACAGGAAAAAAAAAACGUUUCAAGAAACCUUUGUCCUCUUAGCCACCAGCUUGACCACAAAGUGCAGUGUGUGUGCGUGCGCGCGUGUGUGCGCGUGUGUUUGUCUGUACCGUGGGCCUUUCCAGUGUUAAUGCAAUCAUCAUGAGGCAGAAUCAAACAACAUGUAUCGGAGAACUCGGGGUGAUGUUUUAUUUUUGAAACUUGGCAACCCCCCCCCCCUCCCACCCCCACGUGUGGAAAACUGCAGGGUUCCAAGACUGAUCUGAGACCUGCACAAGUCCACCAAGGAGAGGUUAAAGGGAGGGAGUUUUGCCUCACGUUAAGGGACAAAUGAUUGUCACAAAAAAUAUUUUUUUAAGAAGAUCCAUGUGAGUAAAGUAGGGUGGGGUGGGAGGGGCAUGGGGAGGGGGGAUUUUAGCCUUGCUGAAUCCUUGUAAAGAGAGUCGUCUAUGGAGCGCCAACUCUGUCGUUACUUGUACAUCAACCCUUCAGUUCAUCUUUUGACUUCUGCUGUCAAGUGACUUAUUUAUUACAGUAGGGGGGCUGCUAUCUUCGUAAAUGAAUUGAAUGAAACAAGAGCCCCUUUGUUUGUUUGAUUUUUCACUGUUUGGGGGGGGGGGGGGGGGGAUAUGCCGCCCUUCCCAGGGGAGCAAUGCUUUACAGCAGGGGUUCUCAAACUGGAGUCUGGAUCUGCAAAACAAAGCUAAUUCAUUAUCUGGAAACUUUAAAAGUUCUUAGCCUAAUUAGCAAAAGUGCCCAUGUCUGGGUUUUUUUUUCUUACGUUUUCGCAAAACGGGAGAAUCCGCAACAAAUUCCAAGAAAGAAAAGUAGUCCAGUUCCCUUGAAGCAACCUUUGCAAAUUCACAUGACCUGGAUGACACGUGCACAUUUUUUUUUUCAUAAUUUCCCAGAAAGUUAGAAAUGACUCGGGCAAUUAUGCUAUUAAGCGAACAAUAUGGGGGACGUCGGCCAAUUAAACAGACACCAAAUUUUACAAAAUAAAAGAUACAAAGUUACAUUUU
Molecule: messenger RNA, 4741 nt
Organism: Hippocampus comes (tiger tail seahorse)
Lineage: Eukaryota; Metazoa; Chordata; Actinopteri; Syngnathiformes; Syngnathidae
Product: TSC22 domain family protein 2-like
Exons: 4
Coding region: 684-2813 (709 amino acids)
Biological process (GO): regulation of transcription by RNA polymerase II
Source: RefSeq, a predicted model, not a curated record